GUCAGCCAGCGGCGCGAGUAUGAAAUCCCCGCCAAGCCCCAAACCAUUCGGAGCAUUUCCCAAGUACACCCCUCCCAAUUUCGACACCUGAUGGAGGGUGGAAUCGUCAUUUAACCACAUCACUCGUCAUAUUCGCCCACAACUCCAGAAGACAAGACAUCACCUCUUCACCGGAGCCAAACCCGAAACCUCCCCCGCGUUCUUCUCCUUUUGCCCCUGAAAGUGACCAGAUCUAACCCAAAAAUUUCAAAUUCAGCUACCUUAAAGAACCCUAAUUUCCCCCUCCAUUUUCGAAUCAUUUCCUCCUAUUCGCGGGUUCUUCCGUCGUAAUCUCUUGAUCGGUCGCGGUGUCUUUUUAGAGUCCGGAGAGAGCUGAUUAAGCAAGGAUGGGCGAUUUCAAUCUCGCCCUAAUAAUCGUCGCUAUAGUGGUGUGCGUCAUCGUCUUCAUCUUCAAUGUCUACCUUCUGGUUAAUUACCAGCACCCGGAUGACAAGAACCAAGCUUACUUCCCCAAAUUCGUGGUCGUUUUCGGCCUCUCCGUCGCCGUCAUCUCCAUACUGAUGCUGCCGGCCGACGUCGCUAACCGGCAGGCCUGUCGCCACGCGAUAUACAAUGGCGCCUGUAGUCUCACUUUGCCAAUGAAGGAUCUCUGGAUCGCUGUCUAUAUCAUCGACGCUGUGCUGGUCUUCUUCAUCAUCCCUUUCGCUAUGUUUUACUACGAGGGGGACCAGGACAAGACUGUGGGCAAGCGGAUUAAGAGCGCACUGAUGUGGGUGAUAACGACAGCCAUUGUAUGCGCGCUUCUGCUUGGCAUCUUAUAUGGGCUAGUUGGAAAGGUGGAUUUCACAGUUAGGCAUCUUUCCUCGACCACUACAAACUUUCCUACUUCGUGGAGUUUCUCCACAAGUCAACCAUGUGUCGGAAAUAAUGCUCGCCAGUGCUCAGCAUAUCUUGCCAAUGCCGCUUCAGAGAAGACUUGGACUAUGCAAACCACAUUUCCUGAAUAUGUUGUUGCACUUGCUACGAUAGCUGGAUCUGUGCUUUUCUCGAUAUUUGGUGGCGUUGGCAUUGCGUGUUUGCCUCUGGGACUCAUUUUUUCAUUCAUCCGACGACCAAAGGCUGUUAUCACGCGUUCACAGUACAUUAAGGAAGCAACAGAGCUUGGUAAAAAAGCAAGAGAUCUUAAGAAGGCAGCUGAUUCACUUCAUCAGGAAGAGAGAGGUGGUGCUAAGGGGAGAAAAUGGCGUAAAAAUGUUAAGGCAGUUGAGAAGGAAUUGCAUCAGUUGGAAGAAGAUGUAAAGUUGCUUGAAGAGAUGUACCCUCAAGGAGAAAAGGCCGAGACUACUUGGGCUCUCACUAUACUUGGUUAUUUGGCAAAACUUGUGCUGGGAGUUUUGGGGUUGAUUGUCUCAGUGGCUUGGAUUGUGCAUAUUAUCAUAUAUCUACUGAUUGACCCUCCACUUUCUCCUCUCCUCAACGAGGUUUUCAUUAAGUUGGACGAUGUGUGGGGUCUUCUUGGUACUGCAGCAUUUGCUUUCUUUUGCUUUUAUCUUCUCCUUGCUGUGGUGGCUGGUGCAAUGAUGCUGGGGCUCAGAUUAGUUUUCAUCACAAUCCAUCCCAUGAAGUGGGGCGCAACUCUCAUGAACUCAUUCCUUUUCAAUGUGGGACUCAUUCUCCUGUGCUCGAUUAGUGUGAUCCAAUUUUGUGCCACGGCUUUUGGGUAUUAUGCACAAGCAACUGCAGCUCAAGAAAUUUUUGGCCACACUUUGCAAUCUCUUCGUGGGAUAAAAUAUCUUUACAAGUACAAUGUGUUCCAAAUCGCAUUCAUUGUUCUUGCGGGUUUGACUUUCGUAUAUUACACUGCCUUUGGAUGGAAAAGGAAAAAACCUAGUGGCAGGUUCCAACUCUCGAGCUGAAGCAUGUUCUGAUCAUCAAUGCGAGUGCUACCUUGGACUGGUCAGUGGAAUCUGUCUCUUUGUUUUCCGGCGUGGUGUUUUUCCUUAUUCGGUCUUGUCUACCGAGCAAGUAAAGAAUCUGAGCGUUGAGAGAGAUUUGCAGAUAUGGUUCGAAUUAGGUUGCCGGGGGAGCUUUAGAAGGGGAAAAUUGUGCUGGUUUCCUUGUUAUCUGUUUUUUUUUUUGUUCGUGGUUUUGCUGCUGCCUUUUGUUCAUGCUCUGCUCAUUUUGUAUGUAUUAUCAUUCUUUUGUAACCGGAUAAUAUACAUGUUAUAUACGCUUGGUUUGGGGGAAUCUGUAUGACUUCGUCGCUGGACACAUUUAGGGAGAAUGGUGAAGGCGGGGUUGUUUGGCUGGGGCACAUCUGAUAGGAACUUUAACUUACCUUCUCUUGUAAUAUAACUACGUCAGAACAAACAAAGAUGAGACAUGAUCGAGUGAGUUGAUUCAAUUUUUUAACACGUUUGACUUA
Messenger RNA from Linum tenue, 2425 nucleotides. Lineage: Eukaryota; Viridiplantae; Streptophyta; Magnoliopsida; Malpighiales; Linaceae. The record is from the annotation of a GenBank genome assembly.